CUGGCGGGUAUCAUCCGCAAAGGAAUCUUCAGUUUCGUGGCAUUCGAAGUCACUGCAGCUGCUCUCGGAUUUGCUGCAUUCCGUACAAUACGAAGAAGUGAGGAGAAAAGAAAAUAUUUAUAUGUCAAUUGGCCUUCAGUUGCUUCAACGUAUUAUUGGGUUGAGGACUCAAUCUCAUUCGGACAACUCACUGGAACACGUCUCCGACUAAACGAUCAACGUCGUUGGGCUCAAAUCGAUCCACACGCAGACAACAUUGAGACGGACUAAUGGUUUCAAAAUCUCAAAUUCAAACUGGUAUCCUUGGUGUUAGUCUGAUGAUGGCUAUCACGUGUAAUCAUAUAUACGAAUAUUGGCAAAGGAAUAAACCAUCACCGGAAAUUCCAGUUCAAUCAUGGGAUAAAUAUGUGAAAAUGCAGAAGGAGAGCGGCAAGGAUUAUUGAAUUUUCAAUAUUUUGUUAGAAUUUAAUUGUUGAUUAGUUUUUUUAAAUUAAUAAAACUUGAAAUU
Caenorhabditis elegans is the source of this 508-nucleotide messenger RNA. It is a transcript of the gene F45H11.8, whose product is annotated as Bgt-. Lineage: Eukaryota; Metazoa; Nematoda; Chromadorea; Rhabditida; Rhabditidae. The annotation marks the transcript as partial. The transcript has 2 exons. The record is from RefSeq and is marked reviewed.